UCCGUUGAUAAAUUGAAUGAAAAAAUCUAUAAAAGUACUUUCAAGUGAUUGUGGCAGUGAAGUUAAAAAAACAAUAUACCACAGACUAACAAAGAAAAAUAACUGUGAACUUUUUAAAAAUCGAAAUACCACAGACUAGAAACUAAAGGUCAUCGCUGUGAACUUUAAAAACACCACAGACUAAAAAACUUGAGCGCGCUUUUUCCACCGUGGCAUUUGACGAAGCGCCUAUCAGCAGCGGGCCCUGCUUGCUGCAAUCUACCAGUUCCCGUCAGUGCUUAGCAUGUGCACACAAAGCUAAGCUACGGUCUGGGACCGCCCCGGAGUUAAAGUUAGAUGCUAGUACCCUUGUUCCUAAGAUAAAGGAGGCAGAGAGUGUAGAAAAGGAGAUAAAGGAGGUUAAAGAGACUUGGAGGGAUUGGGAGGCGGUUGAGACGGGUUGUCAAACGGAUCCGGCUGUGUUGGAGGUGCGGUCGGAACCGUUGAGGAAGAUGGCGGCCAAGCCGGAUAGCGCGGUUCAGGAGGCGCUCGAGGACCGGGACCCGAAUAACUUGAACACGCAUGUGCAGAUAGUAUGGGACGACAUAAUCGGCGAGCCAGAAGGGGCCCGCAGCCCAGAAUGCGCGUGGAGGCUGAGCAACGCCUGUUUCAAACAUACUAGGAACUGGUGCUACACGAUACUGGCUGUCCUUAUAGCACCGCCAUGUGCUCUAAUAUUGGGAUGCGGCUUUGCCUGCCUUGCCUUUGAGCAAAUCUGGUGCACGGGUCCAUGCCUCCGCUGCGUCAAGAUCUACUUCGCGUCAUUCCGUACCAUCGUGCAAUCCUGCAUGGCAGCUACCGUGGUACCAACUUGUGAGGCCAUCGGACAUAUUUGUCGGCAUAUUCGGGUUAACUUCAGGAAAGAGGCACCCGAAGAAAAGGAUAUGCUGGUUGUGUAACUCUUAAGACUUAAUAUUGUGACGUUCCAAGGUUUCAAUGAUCUAUAGCUAUUCGCAUAAGGACCCGUCUAUUUGGAAAACCUCAUAUUUGAAAAAGGCUAGGGUAGAACUCCCAUCUGCCUGCCUAAGACAUACGUACUUAUGUAGAUCUACUUUUUCUUUACAAACGAUUUUUUUGAGGCAACAACUGCAACUACUUCAUGCAAUCCUGCAUGGCCGCUACCGUGGUACCAACUUGUGAGGCCAUCGGACAUAUUUGUCGGCAUAUCCGGGUUAACUUUAGAAAAGAGGCACCGGAAGAAAAGGACAUGCUUGUCAUUUACUUAACUUUAAACUUUACAAUGGUGAAUCUAAAGUAGUUAUUUAAGUUCCAUAUAAUGCCAUUCUGUCUGUCUAUUCGUGUCCCAUACCAAACGUAAGAAUAAACUUGUAUGUUUAUUUGGUAGCAUAAGUAUGUAUAUGUCUCAUAUUAACUUUAGAUUUAAGGUCAGUAGGGUUAUUUGCGUCUGGUAGGGUAAAUGCGUCUUGUGAAGAUAUCUUCUAAACGGAACAUUUACUCCUCUAGACGCAAAUGCUCUUACAAUAUAAUAUUCCGGACGUGCCUUUAAGAAAUAUAGGAACUACGCAUUAUGAUUAUUUAUUAAAUGAAUACUCAUGUUUAAGCAAAUUCAAACUUGUGUCUUCACUGUUUCGAUAUUGUAGAUACUGGAGCAUCAUACUCGUAGGUACUCGUUUAAGGGACCGUCCCCACUCAAGAGACGCAUGUCCUGAGGCGCGGAACGGACGUCCGCGCCACGCCGUCUGAAUGUAAUUUAAAAAACGUCUCCUCAGUACAUUUUGUAUAGGAAGGACGCCCAAGGGACGCGCAAGAGACGUCUCUUGGCGCGCUCCAGACGGCGCGGCCAUUCCGCACCUAAAGACAUGCGUCUCUUGUGUGGCAUCCCCACACCCCUAAGAAAGAACUUAGGUGAAGGUAGGUAUUUUUAUAGUUAGGUGCAUAUAAUUAAUUAUGAAUAUGAAUUGUAUUUAUUUGGACAUAGUUAAAAAUCUUGUUAAGGGUAUCUAAUUAUCAAAUUUUCUUAUAACAUUAAAUCAGUAGU
Leguminivora glycinivorella is the source of this 2038-nucleotide messenger RNA. Its product is annotated as caveolin-3-like. The transcript is spliced from 3 exons. NCBI's taxonomy places the organism in Eukaryota, Metazoa, Arthropoda, Insecta, Lepidoptera, Tortricidae. Gene Ontology annotation, molecular function: molecular adaptor activity. The record is from RefSeq and is a predicted model, not a curated record. The coding region runs from base 492 to 938 and encodes 148 amino acids. Gene Ontology annotation, biological process: caveola assembly. Gene Ontology annotation, cellular component: caveola.